UCAGACUGAGAGAAUUCAAGAUGGCAGUCCCAGGCUCCAGAUGAGGGCUCCCUCCUUUUUUGACCUGGUGUGUGAACUUUUCUUGCAGCUUGAGUCUCAGUGCUGCCAGGCCCUCGCUGCCCCUUAGCAGACACCAUGUCAUCCACCUCUUCCUGUUCCUCCUCGGGGGAAACCAGCCCUGAAGACAUGCCCCGAGGUGGGGGCACCAUCCGUGUCUACCUCCCUAACAAGCAACGAACAGUGGUGAACGUUCGGCCUGGGCAGACCGUCUAUGAUAGUCUAGGCAAAGCCCUGAAAGUCAGAGGCCUGAGCCAGGAUUGCUGCGCCGUCUUUCGGCUUCUUGAAGGCCGUAAGAGGCUUACAGAAUGGAACACUGACAUCACACCCCUCGUAGGGGAGGAGCUUUUGGUUGAAGUGCUGGAUGAUGUUCCCCUUACCAUGCACAACUUUGUUCGUAAAACAUUCUUUAAGUUAGCAUACUGUGACUUCUGCCACAAGUUCUUGUUCAAUGGCUUCAGGUGUCAGACAUGUGGCUAUAAGUUUCACCAGCACUGCAGCAGUAAAGUUCCUACUGUUUGUGUGGACAUGCAUACCAUGAAACGGUAUGUUUCUAGUACAGAAGACACCAUACCUCCCAUACCCCACAUAUUACUAACCUCAGAUCAGUCUGGAGAGGAGAUGCCAUCUCCUAACUCUUCCUUUCACUUCUUGAUGCGGGGCGAGGACAGUCAGUCUCUCCAGAGACAUCGCUCCACCUCAACACCAAAUGUGCACAUGAUCAGCACGCUGGAUCCUGGAGCUGCUGUCCUCAUGGAGGAGCCAUUAAAAACCAGCACAAUAGGACCAGAGUCCUCUCCCAAGCCUUCCACUAGCCCGCCCCACCUAGGGUCACCAGGAAGAAGACCUCCAAAAUCCCCUUCUGAGCCCAAGGAACGAAAGUCAUCGUCGUCUGAUGAUAAAAAGAAAGUGCACCGGGGAGGAUACAGAGACUCCAGUUACUACUGGGAGGUGCAUUCACGUGAGGUGACCACGAUAAAGAGAAUUGGAACCGGCUCUUUUGGGACCGUCUACAAAGGCAAAUGGCAUGGAGAUGUGGCUAUCAAGAUUCUUAAAGUGACAGACCCGACACCAGAGCAGCUUCAAGCCUUUAAAAACGAGAUGCAGGUUUUACGGAAAACACGUCAUGUCAACAUUCUGCUGUUCAUGGGCUUUAUGACGAAGCCUAAUUUUGCCAUUAUCACGCAGUGGUGUGAAGGCAGCAGUCUGUACCACCACCUGCAUGUUACAGAGACCAAAUUUGACACCAUGCGCCGCAUCGACGUCGCUCGCCAGACUGCACAGGGCAUGGAUUAUCUUCAUGCCAAGAACAUCAUUCAUCGGGACUUGAAAUCUAAUAAUAUCUUCCUGCACGAGGGCUGGACGGUUAAGAUCGGUGACUUUGGGCUGGCCACGGUCAAGUCUCGCUGGAGUGGCUCUCAGCAGGUUGAACAGCCCAGUGGCUCCAUCCUGUGGAUGGCCCCUGAGGUGAUCAGAAUGCAGGACACUAACCCAUACACCUUCCAGUCUGAUGUUUAUGGCUAUGGAGUGGUGCUCUAUGAACUGAUGUCUGGGACUUUGCCUUAUUCAAAUAUCAACAACAGGGACCAGAUUAUUUUUAUGGUGGGUCGUGGGUACUUGUCGCCAGACCUCAGUAAGUUAUACAGCAACUGCCCUAAAUCAGUGAAGAGGCUCAUCAUCGACUGUCUGAAAUUCAAACGGGACGAACGGCCUCUCUUUCCACAGAUCUUGGUGAGCAUUGAGCAAGUCCAGUAUCUAUUGCCAAAAAUCGAACGGAGUGCCUCCGAGCCCUCUCUACACCGCGCUGUACAUGCCGAGGACCUGAACCCGCUUCUCCUCCACACCACGCGUCUCUUGCCUCUGUGAGACUCCUGGAGAUGCUCUGUCUUCUCCUAAACAUCAUUCCCAGCAUGGAAUCCCUAGUUCCUGUCAUUCCACACAUUUCUGAGAGCACCCAAGCUGUUUCAUUGGUCCUUUAUAUACUGUAUACUGUAUACACGAACACCCUACAUUUAUCAACUCAAUAGCACUCCUGGUCUCCCCGUCACGCUUCUGGAAUUCUCUAGGCUGCUCCUGGUUAAAGCUGCUUGUAGAGAAUGUCAGACAGGGGAAUUCUGUUCAGCUGCUUUCAGACACAGGAAAUAAUCUGUGCUCCCAUUACACUUAAUGGAUUUCAAAAUCCAAGCAUCACAUCGACACAAUCUUAAUAACCUCCUUUUUGAGGUAUGUUUGAAAUGAUUGUGCUUGCAACUUGCGUUUUUUUUAUGAAAGUAGCGUUUUAUUUUUUUCAUAGAAUCUGCAAUAUUCAGCGUGAACAUUUGUUUUGUUCCCCUUGCUUGAACUUCCAGCUGUUGCACGCUGGGGUCACUCCGUUCAUCUGUGUCACACAGACAUUCUGCUCGCAGUGAUAAAAUUAUACAUCCGUUUGCAAUCACUUACAGUAUACAUCUUUCAAAAUCAGCUUUUUCAUUUUGUCCAUUUCUGAUUGCAAACUCUCAUGGGAAUUGUUUUUAAAACACUCAACUGGUAUCACAUUAGGUUGGAUGUACAUUUCACUUGUGCCCUUAAGAAUUGUGUUGUGCUUUUGUGAUUAUUUUGAAUAUCUUCAUUUUAGCUAUAUUUGACUUGGGCUUUUUCGGUUUUUUGGUCAGCUUUAUAUGUAUACACACUUACAUUGUGUCUACACCGGAUGCAGCGCGAUGCGACGUGACGAGACAAUAGAACGAAUUAGAACCCAUUAUAAUUUACAAUGGCGCGAUGCUAAUCCCAUUAGCGUCCGGUGUAGACACGGUGUUAGUGUAUAUAUACAAACAUGGCACAAUUCAUGGCUCAGAUUUGUUAUGGUGCACAAGUGACGGGGAAGGAAAUGUUGUGCGUAUCAUUUCCUUUUGUUAGUAUGAAAUGAUUACAUAUCGCUUUCUAAAGUGAACAUGGUUUAUUGUUCCUUUUAAAACGGAGUAAUCAUUUACAAUCUAAACUGAAAUGACAGUAAGCAGGAUAACCAUGAAUAAUGCUGACACAGUUUGGCUUGAACUAAUGCAUUGUGUUAGUAUUUUGCACAGAUAGCUCGGAGAAAAGUGAUUUCGGUCGUGUUCCUGCCGUCUUAAACAAUAUUGUGGAGGGUGUUGAUGUGAUCUUAACUUUGUGGGUAAUAUGUCGAUAUGUUUUUCUAGCCCAGUUUAUGUGCAGGAAAUGAUCACAUACAGACAGAGAUGUGUAAUCUUUGUGGUGGUGCUUUUUGAAGUGGACCAAGGUAACAAAAUGACCUUAGCCAAGAGCAUGAAUUUGGGGUGGAGCUACCUGUUUGUCCCAACAAUGAAAGAUAUUGGGGUGUGUCUGGGAAACCAGUCUGUAAUUUUGCAAUAACUGAAGUUGCAAUUCUAAAGCAAUGCUUGCGUCAUGGACACUUUGGAAUUCAGGCUGCUAGAAGCGCUACUGACCUCUGGUUAAUACGGACUGAGAGAGAUGAUCAAACUAAACACAUUCUUUACAAUAAUACAAUAAUAGCUCUGGGGCUUCACAGGAUUUCAUUUUAAACUAGUUAGUUUUACCUUACGUUAGUUAUGUCUGUUCAGCCGGUGGCCUUUGAUAUCCUUAGCAGCUGCUAAAUUUGCGAACGUUGAGCACAUUUCUGGUGUAACAUUUAAUUUUAUUCCAGAAACUCAAAAGAAUUUGCUAUGAAAAAGCAAUAUUAAAAUUCACUUUCCUCCCAUCUGCUUUCAAUAAGACCAAUUGAAACCUAAAGCGAUGGGGCCUUAUGCGAUCUUUUAAUGUAGUCUUAAUAUUUGUAACUUAUUGAUUCAUAACUGACAGUUGUACUAAAGUCAGAGCUUUGGUUCUUAGCAAUGUUUGAAUGGGGCUGGGUACCCCGUUGAGCUGUACACAUUCCACAUAAGAUGCCUGUAGAGGAUUCUGGGGGAUUCUGCAUUUGUUGUGAGCGGGAUAUAAAAUGUAGUUUCAUAUUCCCUGAGCAACUCUUGGAAAUGUAGUUUUGGACAAACCUGGUUAUCUGUUGUAUGGUUCUAUUUUCUUAUAUUUCCUCUGUUAUUACAUAGAAACAGGUUGUUGGGCGAGAGAAAAUGACUGAAGCGUUUCAGGGCUCUUUUAGAAUCAUGAUGUGGUACUCUCUUCAAAAAUUAGAUUUUUCUUAAGGAACCAAUUGUAAUAAUAUUGUUUAGUACAAAAUGUGGAUGGAAGCAUGUGCUCCUCUCUUUUCAGAACGGUUAUGAAAGCAACAUUUUUGGUUUAAUUUUAAAGGAUUGGAUGCACAGCUUAUGCUUUUAACAUAUUUGAUACAAGCUAUAUCAAUGGUUAUAUGGGUUUAAAACCAACAGCCUGGUUUUUGAUGACCACAAAUUAGGCUACCAAAAAUUUUGGUUUCCCACCAAAUGACAACCUGACCUUUUAAAGGGAUGGAUCAUAUAAGAAUAAACAUUCUGUCAUCAUUUAUUCACCCAAUUUAAUUUGGAUCCUGAACAUAAAUCUUUCUGUGGAACACAAGUAUCUCUGUGGUUUUGUGUCCAUACAAUAGAAGUCACUGAUGCUCAUGUUGUGCGCAGUUCUUUAAAUAAGGGUGAUUGAAUGAUGAAAGAAUUUUCAUUUUUGGUCAACUAUCACUUGAAAAGAAAACUACAGAACUGGUCCUAGAUUAUUAGAAUUGUAGCACAUUUUUGCUUGACAUGAUACAAAUAAAUAAAUGUUCUAUGACGUUUAUCUACCCUGGAUCAGGUAAAUAGGAUUUUUUUUGUCCUUAGGUCUCUGAAGCACAUCUUUAACUGAAAGCACACAUAAUGACCCUGUUGUAAAACUGUUCUGCAGAAAGACAAAGUGUUACUUUUGUGUAUUUUUCAUGCAGCAUUUUUAAGAUAAUUAAGUCCAAAUUUGGGUAUACAAGGGCACAAAUACAAAGGAGUGUACAAGCCACAAUUACUGGAGGAGAAAAAGACUAGAUUUCCAUAUAUUAAGUAAAUUGCAAUAAUGUGUGCAGUCUUAAGGUGUUGCGAAAAAUGGUAUAUUCUAUGUACAGUUACUUUUUUUAAAGAUUACUUUAAAUUGUAUUUGUUUUUAUGUUCGUGUGAUGGCUCAAAAAGAACAAAAUUAUUUUAAAACAUGUAUAGGAAAUCUUAGUAUUUUUUAGUUUUUGGGGGGGUCCUAAAUAUUGUGGAGACUGAAUUUUGUUCAAAAAAUAAAACUUAAAUUCUGA
Messenger RNA from Triplophysa rosa, 5260 nucleotides. RefSeq names its product A-Raf proto-oncogene, serine/threonine kinase (gene araf). The transcript is spliced from 16 exons. Gene Ontology annotation, biological process: protein phosphorylation; signal transduction. The record is from RefSeq and is a predicted model, not a curated record. Gene Ontology annotation, cellular component: mitochondrion; cytosol. NCBI's taxonomy places the organism in Eukaryota, Metazoa, Chordata, Actinopteri, Cypriniformes, Nemacheilidae. Bases 136 to 1923 code for a protein of 595 amino acids. Gene Ontology annotation, molecular function: protein kinase activity; ATP binding.